CUGAACGACCUGAAGGCGCUACUCAUGUAUCGCUGUUAACAUGGCGCUUCCUGUGCCGUAGUGCGGUGUUUGGGAGCUUAAGUUGUCGAGGAUCAGCUUUGCUCCAAGUUUCUGUCGCACAUUUCACAGAGAAUCCAACGCCGCACCUAGCUAUAACGUAUCACUACAAUACAUCGACUGCAUUCGAGCUGGGAAGCUCACUGCAACGCACACGGCAAGCUGGAAUCGGUACCUGCCCCGCCAACGCGUACCUUUGCACGCGUGCCUUCGGCGUGUUUGCGAAGCCUGUAGGAGGUCCUAGACGACGUUGCGCAAGGUAUUGCAGACACAUCGCACAUAAUGGCUUCGGGCAGCAGUGUCGACGCCAGCCCGCACGGCUGGGGUGUCGAUGCCCGCCACGGUGCGAGGUUCCCUUCGGCGACAGCGUCCGGCGCCGGCCCUGUCGCGCUCGCGCUAGGCAUCUGCGCCAGCCGUCGCGGCGGCAUGGGGUCCCUCUCUCGUUCUCUACGCUCCUGGACCGCCCUGCGGACCGCCGGAGCCCCCCUCUCAUCCGCUGCCGGCGGCGCCGUAGCAGGGUCAGGCGCUGCGGCAUCAGCGGCAACAGCGCUGCCCGCCUGGGCCUGUGGCGCCGGAGCCGUCGGCGCCACCACCGCUGCUGCUGCUGCCGGCUCACAUCUUCGCCGUGCCGCCGGGCGCUUCGGCGGCUGGCGCCAGCCGCUGCCACCCACCUCGCUGCAGCCACAGCACCUCCAGACGAACCUGCAACUCCUAGCCAAGCCCGCUGGUUCCGCCCUUCAUACCGCCGCCGCGAGCCACGAGCGGGCCCGCCUCGGACUCGGGCUGGGCUGGCUGCCGGCCCGGCGGCACAUGGCCACCGGCGGCGCCGCGGCCGGCGGCGGCGCCGCCGCCGCGGCCGCCAAGGGCGCGGGCGCCGCCGCCGCGGCCGCCGGCGGCGCGGCCUCGGCGCUGGCGAAGCGUCUGUCGGGCGGGCGGCUGGGGUCGGCUCUGCGACUGCAGGUGGCGGCGGCGUGGCAGAGCUACGGGCGGCUGGUGUAUGGGGGCGUGGCGGUGCUGUCCGUGUACCUGGUGUGGCGGCUCAUGUACGGCGUGUCCAACCUGUUCAUUGAGCUCAACAACACACUGGCCGAGUGGGGGCUGCUGGGUCUGGCUGUGACGGUGGUGGUGAUGGGCGCGCUGUACGGCAGGUGGCGCACCGCCGUCAACCCGGCAGCCGUGUACAGACAGGCAAUGGUGAAGCUGAACACCAACGCCGGCGUGCUCGAGGUGAUGGGCGCCCCGCUGGUGGGCAGCGACGUGCGCGCCUACGUGGUCACAGGCGGGGGGCUGUACCUGAGCAAGAGCAUGCGCAUCAAGCUGCGCAGCCGGCGCAUCCAGAUGAUGUUCCCGCUGUCGGGCCCCGAGCGCAAGGGCCUGGUGUCGCUGGAGGCCAAGAGGAAGGCCGGCCGCUAUGACUGGCGCCUGCUAGCAGUGGACCUGGGCCCAGAGCUGCAGGCCGCGCUGCCCGCCGGCGGCGCACACGCGCUGUCUGCCGCGCCGCCGCCCCGCCAGCCGGCGGCGGCGGGCAAGGAGGGCGGCGCGGAGCAGGCGGCGGCGGCGGCGGCGGCUCGGCAGCAGCGUGUGUACAUCGUGGGUGACGCGGUGGCAUACGGCAAGGGCGGCGUGCUUGGCGAGCUGCGGUCGCCCUUCCUGCAGGCUCUGAGCAACUCGCGUUCGUACGAGGUGGAGGACGAGCUCGAGGAAGAGCUGGACGAGCUCAACGUGCCGCCCGAGCACACCGGCGGCGCCGCCGGCGCCGCCGCCCGCGGCCUGGCGGCGGCGGCGGCGGGGCUCCAAUCCAGGGUGCGGGCGGCGGCGGGCGACGCAGCGGCGUUGCUGCGCAAGGCCGGUUCGCCGGAGUUGUCGGCGGUGGAGGGCGGCGCGGCGGCGGCGGCAGCGGCGGAGGCGGGCGCGAAGGUGGAGGCCAAGGCGGUGAAGGAGGAGGCGAAGCAGCAGCAGCGGGAGAAGGAGGUGGUGGCGAAGGAGGAGGCGGUGGCGAAGGAGGAGGUGCGGGGGGUGGGCGAGCAGGCGGCAGCGGGGAAGGCGGCGACGGAGGGGCCCUCCUGGUGGUCCCGGGUGCGGGCGGUGGUGUCGGGGCCAAGUGAGGGGAAGUGAGGGGUAAGCGGUGGGACAGGCGGGUCAGCACAACGCUGUCAACGUUUUCCUGCAGCAGGAUUUGCGUGUUGUGGGAGGAGGGGGGAGGGGGGCAGGUGGGUCCUGAGUAGCUUUAAGUCAGGGUAGUCGCCGCGAAGUGUCUGUGUAUGCGUUGAAUGCUGCGGCGGUAAUUGGUUGCGUGCCCUGGUGCGGUAAUUGGUUGCGUGCCCACGUGCAGCUGAAGCUCCCCUGCGUUCCGUUUGCGUAGUAUAUGCAGCCCUUGGCUCACGCGGGUUCUCGGGUGAGGUUAAGCUGGACCUACGAUUCGCUUGUUUGCCAAGCCUUCCGUUCCUGCUUUAUGCUCGGUGCAGUUGGUUGGGCUGUAGACGUGGUAACGUUUGCAAGGCAUACUCUAUUGAACACCAGCUUGGCUCGCACCGCGACGCAGAGUCAGGCAGCAUAGGCAGCAAGCAAUCGAGACUUCAUGGCCGUGGCGCGCGAGCGCCCUUUCCUUGCAUCGCAAGCGCCUUUCCGAAUGAAACCGUGGGCUCAAUCAAUAUGCAACACUGUUGGUUGUGGAAGCUGGUGAUUACGUGACGAGCAACGAGCAAAAAGCCGGCCUGCGGCUGAAGCACUCGCCUGCAGUUGGGUCGGCCGGCGCGCCUGACUGUCCCUGUUGCUGAACACGCCUGUUCUGGCGUGCUAACGCUACUGCUCUCAAGCACAUUGAGUACACAACUUUGAAAUUCGUAUUGCAAAGGACUAGUA
Molecule: messenger RNA, 2919 nt
Organism: Chlamydomonas reinhardtii
Lineage: Eukaryota; Viridiplantae; Chlorophyta; Chlorophyceae; Chlamydomonadales; Chlamydomonadaceae
Exons: 8
Coding region: 340-2172 (610 amino acids)
Source: RefSeq, a predicted model, not a curated record